Molecule: messenger RNA, 3665 nt
Organism: Drosophila bipectinata
Lineage: Eukaryota; Metazoa; Arthropoda; Insecta; Diptera; Drosophilidae
Gene: spd-2
Product: spindle defective 2
Molecular function (GO): ADP-ribose diphosphatase activity
Source: RefSeq, a predicted model, not a curated record
GUCCAUUUUUGAACCAAACGACGCGCGUUUUUCUUGUUUUCGUUUGAUCCUCCGUCCGCUCUACAGCUAAGCGGUUAGUAACAGUAAAAAGGACCGAAGCGGAAUGGACAAGAGCCGGAAAAGCAAUGGAAAUGGCAGCUAUAUGGACCAGAACUCGUUAGGUAUCCUGAACAUGGAUAAUCUUAAGGUCUUUGGCGAUCUCUCCAGCUUCAGUAAGAGCGGCAGGCGCACCACAUCCAGCAGGGAUGCAUCCGGCAUUCAGGAGCGACUCAAGGCCGAGAGGCAGCGAGCCAUGGAGGCCUUGGAGAAGCCGCGACCCACUCGUAUCAGCCACACAAAGCCUGCUGCUGCCAGUAUCUGCUCCAGUACAAACAUUUCAGAGUUGGUCACCGACGAAACCAUUGACCUUAAUAGCAGUGGGUCCUUUGCUUUGGUCACACCCGCCCCAAAAGGUAGCAACGUUUCGUUCGAGCCGGCCGAAAUCACCGGCAGAUCCACUCUAUGUGGUCGUCGGGAAAAGACAAAGCCCUCGGUUUCCGUCGCCGACAUCUUGAAGAGUUCCUUCGUGGAAAAGGCUCGCCUGCUGGAGAAGAAGCUACAGAACGCCAGCCAGUUGGACGCCAGCUAUCAUAUGUCCAGGAUAAACUCAACCAACCUAACGGAUUCCUUCAAUUGUUCUCGAAGUCUGCCCCGUACGGCAGAUCUAAGUGACCUUAGUCUGAAUGGUGGAGGAGGAUUCUCCUUUGGCUCUGCUUCGGUGUCUGGCCAGGCGCUGGACGAGAGCUUUGCGCCUGCCGAGUUGAUGCAGUCAAAGCUGGUUCAGGGUGAGAUCUCAUGGGCCCAGGAGUUCACAGCCAUGCCCACGGCCACCAUGAGCAACCAAGCUAUCCAAAAGAUGGCAGCGCCACCACCCGCCUCUGAUAUAGAGACUUCUGUGUCAAACUCUGUUUUGGCCGGCGAUCCCGACUUUUCACUGGGAAACUACUUCCAGACGCGGUCCGAGAACCUCUUUAAUAUCGUGAACAACAAUACCAGUCCGGACCGCGUUCGCUCUGUUCAGCCCCUAAUGGAGGCUGAUGGCAAUCAGACCCUAGGCUCCUUGGCUGCAAAGACUCCGCUGCCAGAAAAUAGAACUUACACGAAGCCCCAGGAGGCAGUUGGGAGCUCAUCUCAUCUGGGCCAGAAUCUCAUGAGGAAAAUGCAGCAGGAUCGGAUUCAGGCAGCUUUCAAGUCCAAUAAUAAUGUCCAACCAGAGCCUAAGCGUCCUCCUUCGAGUUCCGAGAUCCUUAGUCUGUCGGCCAUUGAUAAGGCUCUGAGGGAUCUUGAUCUUAAUUCGGAUACCUCAACAGUGGAGGUGGUAAACCACUUAUGGGAGCACGGCCGUGGUAAUCACUACCAGGAGGAUGAAGACAAUAAAGAGAACCUGGAGAACAAGGAGAACCAAGAUCGUAGCCGAGGAGAUAGAACGCUAUGCGGUUCCAAAAAGCUGUCAGACACUAUGAGUUUCACGGAUUCUUUGCUGAACUCAUCGGAUUUUCGGCAUCUGCAGCAAAGUAUAUCACGGAAGCCGCUUAGCCCCUUGGCGGACCAUCCCCAGAUAACUAUCAGCCGGGCGGACACCGAACCUGUGGAUGCCGAAGCUGAAGCGGACAUUGAUGAAUGGCCUUCAACGCCAGUGAAAGAUGCCAACAGGCGCGUCCGACGAACGAAGGUUUCUCCAAGAAGGGCCUCGCCUGCCAGCAGUGAUGGGGUGCGUCCAUUAACCGGAACGGAGGAUGAAAAUGAAAAUGAGGACGAUGACAAAACGCCGGUUAACAAAAAGCGAGUCUCCAUCUCGACAUCGGUGGGACUAUUGCCGCGCAACCCAACCUCAUUAAGUAGCACCCGUCUGGACGGAUGUGAUGCUGCAGUUGCCUCGUCCACUGAGCGUGAGUUUGGCAUCUCGCCGAGUUUGAGCAAGAACCUGUCGCCCAUGUCCUCGCCACGAAGCUGCCUCUCCUCACCGCUGCUGGACAGCACAACCAAUUCUGAGCGCCGGCUGUUGAUGAACGGAGUUGCACGUAAGGCCAACUCCUCGCCGGCGGGCAGUGAGUCAAGCUGUAUCAGUGGAUCUGUAAGACGUGGACCUGGAGUGGCGUCUAUUUCCUCGGUUACAGCGCCGCGUAGCAUCUCCCGCUGCUCGAACUCCAGCGAGUUUAGUCACCGCGACGGAAAACUGCUUCCCUUGAAGGUGACAAACACAAGCCUGUGCUGGGGCAGCACCAAACUCCGCACGGAUGUGCGAAAAUGCAUGAAAGUGAAGAACACGGCAGACAAGCGGCUCGUUAUUCGGCUGGGGAUCCAGGGACCCGGAUUCCAGCUAGUCGGAAGCGACAGUAGCACCAUAACUCUACAGGCAAUGGAGUGCCGUUCGGUGGUGGUUAACUUCUGUCCCACUGUUUGCGGAGCAGCUAUCGGAGCAUUGUCCUUUUAUGCUCCUGCCGGAGCACACAACUGCAGCCAGCCUGGACUGGAGAUCCCACUGUACGGCUAUGGAGGAAGCGCCUCCAUUGCUAUACAGGGCCUGCUCAAGGGACCGGUCGGUGCUAGCUUUUUAACGAUUGGUGAUGUUUGUGACCUAUCAGCCGGACCACUGUCGGCCUCUCUACGGUUUCAAAAUAAGGGUCCUCUCACCGCUUUCGUGUGCAUAUCAGUCGACUCCACCGUGCUGAUGAAAUUGCGACUGAGCGAAGCUUUCGAGGUGAAACCCAGCCGGAUGAUCCUACCACCAAAUACGGAGGCCAACGUACAGAUCCUCUUCCGUCCAAAUCGUGAGGACAUGAAAAACAUUCUAAAGAAGACGGCCCAGGUGCUGACGCUAGCCAAUAUGCGAAUCUUCUGCGGCGACGAGCCCAACAGGCAGCGAAUGCGAAGUCUGGUCCAGCGGAUGAGCAGCAGGGAAAGGGAGAAAUAUACCUCUCCAAUGCUAGAAAACAUGUGGGGAUCCUUUCCGGAUGAGCAACAGGUCCGAAACAUUGGCUCACUCAAUGAGCCACCCGAUUUCAUAUUAGACUUGGUGACCAUGGUGCGAAUCAUUGAUGUGGCGCUAACCCUCAACCGGGACUUUGAUGAAUCCGACGAGAGCUCGCUGAUGUUUCUGCCGGAGGCGGAGGAAACUGUCCUCUUCCGUACAAUUUGUGCCGCAAACUCACCCACCCCCACCCAGAGUAACCUGUUGGAGCCGGUAGAUGAACUUCUGGAGGCGGAUACCACCACAAUUACCGGUCUACCCGUGGAUCGCAAUUGGUCCGUGCAGCCUGCAUCGCUGGAACUAAAUGCCAGCAACUUCUCCGUGGGCACGUUGUCGGUGAUAAACAGCUUCAGCUCCCGCCAACUGAUUGAGGUCAAUAGCAGCGUACCGGAUUUGGUGCGUGUCAAUCCCAGCGAGUGCUACGUAGCUCCUGAUGGGGGGCAGGUGGAGAUCGAGGUACGUCUGCUGCGGCCGCCUAGACGGGAAUUGCUCUCAAAGGAGCCGCUUAUCACUGUCUCCAUGGAAAAUGAACGUAUUACUGUACCCCUUAGCUUUAAGUUUUAAAAAAUGUUUGUGCCUGCAUGUAGCGGUUAUCUACUUAUUCUUUACUUGUUCUUUAAUAAAACGCAAUUGUGUCUAUAAUUUUUUAUUGCAA